Symbiodinium sp. CCMP2592 is the source of this 8031-nucleotide messenger RNA. The record is from the annotation of a GenBank genome assembly. NCBI's taxonomy places the organism in Eukaryota, Dinophyceae, Suessiales, Symbiodiniaceae.
AUGGCUUCUGAGAGCGGGGCCGACGUUCCGGUCCCCGGCGAGACCGAUCCCUGGCAAACCCAGGACCCAUGGGCGAGAUGGCGUGCAGAGGCAGCCGAGACGAACAACGAUGCAUCGACGACACCGACCGAUGAGACGACAGCUGAAACGAGCGACGACCACCUCAACGGGAACACUGUGGACAACAGUGGCUGGGAAAACCGCUCUGGACCCGGCGGGGGAACGCCUGGUCCCUACGAGCGACCGAGGUGGUCAGACGCAGCCUGGCGCGAAUGGUUACAGGGCACCUGGAAGCCGGAGCUCGGUGGGCAGGUGGAUGGCAACACCGGCCCAGAAGGCCGGAGGGCUUCUACGACUUCGGCAGAUUCCAAUGGGGCUACCGGCGCCACUACGACAAGGCAACCACCGAAGAAGUGGUGGGAAGGCGGGACUGAGUGGAACCGCGAGCAGUGGCAUGGCACAUCGUGGACCUGGGCGGCGGAUCCUGGGGCGGCCAGUACUUCUACCUCGGCCCCGACGAGCACACCGGCUAACCGAUUCAGCGCGGCGCCUACGGCAUGGACGAGCGCGAGACCUACCGAUGGUGGAGGGCGGCCUGCCGGCGGCCCUGAAGGCGGAGGCGGCAAGGGGCCGUCCGAGAAGUUGAUCAUCCCGUCGUUCAGCGGCGACGGGGAGGGCACGGAGCUUGGAACAAGUGCUCGCAGCUACCUUCGCCAGAUCGACGCCUGGGAACGCAUGACGAAGCUGGCGCCCAGCCAAAGGGCACUCGUCCUCUACCAGCACCUGGAGGGCGCGGCAUGGAUCAACGCCGAGGCGCUGAGCAUGGAAGCGCUAAGCUCGGCCGACGGCGUGGGUUACCUACGACAGUGGGUUCAGCAGCACUACUUGGACGUGGAGGUGACGUCGGUUGGACGGUCGCUUUCGGAUUUGUUCCGAAAGCUGAAGCGGAGGUACAACCAAAGUUUCCGGGACUACACGGCCGAGUUCAACCGUCUGCUGGCGAGGGUCGUGGAGUGCGGGUGCAAGCUGCCGGACGUGGCCACGGCGUGGUUGUACGUGGACAGGGCCAGUCUUGACGAGGCCACCGAAGUGAGCCUCCUCGCGAGCGUCGGGAAGAAGUACCAGUUGCUACAGCUCCAGCAGGCGGCGAUCAUAUUGGACAGGUCCAUGCGAAAGCCGUGGGAGAAAAGCGGGAAACCCGACGGCACACGGCGGCCGCCAACCGUGCACCACACCGAGGAUGCCGAGAACAAUGACGAGCCGGAGUCCGACGAGGAGCCGCCGACGGAGGACGUGCAGGGCGAGGACGGGGAAGGCCUUUACAUCGCCUAUAUGACUGCUAAGGCCCGCUACAAGGACACCACGCGGGCCAGAGGGAUCGACAUUGAUGCUGUGAAGAAGACGGCCGAGGAGCGGAUCAAGGCGGCAAAGGCGAGGAGCUACUGCUCGGUUUGCCAUCAGAAGGGGCACUGGCACCGAGAUGCUUGUUGCCCAAAACGGAAAACCGAGGUGCAGACCGUGAAUGUUGCCCACGAGCUUGACAGCCUACGCCCGGCCGCCUCUCUGGGACUCCAGGCCAUCACCGAUUCUGCUUGCUCCAAGUCGGUGGUGGGCACUACGUGGCUACAGGGCUACCUCAACAUGGUGAGGAACCAAGGCAAGAUCCCCGAGCUGAUCUCCGAGCGCGAGGCCUUCCGCUUUGGGGCGAGCCGGGUCUACGAGUCCACGUAUGCCACCGUGAUCCUGUUCUACCUGGGAAAUUCCUGGGUCGCCGUCAAGGCGGCGGUGAUUCAUGGGGACAUUCCCCUUUUGUUCUCGAAGCCCUGCUUGGCGAAGCUCGGGAUGGUGAUGGACCUUGAGCACAACACGGCUGACUUCCGGAAGCUCGACAUCACUGGACUGCAGUUGCUCACGACCCCCACCGGUCACCCUGCCGUAGCUGUGUGCCACAAGGGCAAGAACCUUCCCGAUCCGAGCGCCCUGCCAAAGGUUUGGGGGCCGGACGGCACUGAGAUCAUCGCCGAGGCCGCUCAGGUAUACAUGACUGUUGUUGCAGGACAGGGUCAGGGAGAAGGGCUAGGGUCGGGAGUACAUCAGAUCUUCUACGAGAAGAAGGUAGAUGAGGCUGCUAGGGCAAUGCUCAUCGGUGACCAUCUUUGCCAUGCGACUUUUCUUCAGUGGUGGAGUAGCUGCCCGAUCUCAAACGACUUCUGGAUUGAGACCCCCGACAAGCUAGUCCGAGUUCACGUCACCCCAAGGAAGCACUACUUUGACCCCGAUAAGUGGAAGACCCAAAGUACUUUGCAGCGUGAUCUACUACAACAGGCCCUUGGAAGCAUUCGCGAAACAUGGGGUAUUGCAUGCAGCAGUCAACGUCCGCUUAGCACCGUUUGUCACUUAGCGACUGCGGCAGCUACCCAACUCUAUGGAUCGGCCGCAGUGUCUUCAAUCGAGACCGACCCAACGGCCUGUCCCUUCGCACACCUCGUGAUGAGCAACGGCAAGGCGACAUGGACCAUGAACAAGACGCAGCUGUUGGCCGAGUGCAGUCAAAGGAGCCUGGCAGUGGACCCGAAGUGGACGGUGACCGAGUUGCGCCACGUUCUGGCCGGGGACACCAAGCACUACCACUACCGCGAGCCGCCGUCGGGGGUGCCGAAGAGCAUCUCGAAGAUGACCCGCGAGGAGCUGGUGCUGGAGGCGGAGAAGCUGGGCAUCGAAGUGGGAAGCAAGGACCCGAAGGGUGCCAUCAUGAUGCGGAUCAGAGACCAUGCGGCGCCGGACACCACGAUGAUGACGAUCGGCCGCUUCCGCGGCGAGUCCUUCGUGAAUAUCCCGGACAGCUACGGGGACUGGGCGUCGGAGGAGGAACGGAUCAACGGCGACAACAUGCAUCCGGAGAUGAAGCGAUAUGUUACAUGGCGUCGCAACCACAAGGCGAAGAAGACCUCCGCGGGGUACACCAACAAGAACAAGGCCCGGAGCUACCUCGACGUGGAAGCGAGCGCACUCAUUCCCCCGCCGCCGAUCAGCGAGACCGGGGCAUCAUCUUCGGCAAUGUGGGACGUGGUGGAAGGGAUGAGCGUACCGCCAGCAACCGCCGCCAAGGCGGCGCCGAGACCGAUGAGGAGGCCACUCGAGGACGACAAGAACGCCCAAAGGAUGGAAAGGGAUGCUUGCAUGCCUCCGCGACGCGGCCGGCAUGAGCCCCGGCCCAGGGCAGUGAACUACACCGAGAAGGAAACGAUCAUCCCAGAGAACGACAAGGACUUCUACCCCGAGAACCCGGUCCACGACACCAUGGAGGCAGAGGAUGGCCCCCGCGAGACGGGGCCCGACUUCGCUGUAGAGGAGACGAUCAUCCCAGAGAACAACGAGGACUUCUACCCCGAGAACCUGGUCCCUGGUGUUAGCAACGAAGCCAACAGUCAAGAAUACGAGUCGUGCGAGUCAUCUCAGUCAGCUGUGGCACAGGAGGCCCUCUAUACCAAAAACGAUGCACAGGAAGGCCUCGACACCGAGUUCGGCUUCAAGAACGACGUCACCGGCGGCGAGGAGUUGGCGAGGCGAGCACUACGAGAGGAGCGCUUUGGGAAUGAAGACCUCGAGGAGAUUCUGGACGCUUGCGGGUUCGGUCACAAGCGAGACCGGCCCGGUGUGCACACCCAAGGCGUGGAGGAGCGAUGUGUCCUGGGCUACUACGCGUUCGGGAAGUUCCAUGGCGUCACCAAGCGCAGCGGGGGUUGGAGUUAUCUCACGAGGUACAUCAACCGAUUCCUACAAGUUCGGUGCGGAACUACGAGCUCUACGUGGACGUCCCUGUCAAUCUGCUUGAACGCCCCGGCCGGAAUCCACACCGACCGGAACAACCUACCGGGAAGCUUCAACGUGAUGUGGACUGGCGGUGAACACCGAGGCGGAGGACUCUGGAUCGCGGACAAGGCGGGCACCGAGACCAGGCGCGAUGCCAACGGGGAGUACGUGACGGGCAAGGUCAUCGAGACGAAGGGGAGGAUCACCUCCUUUGACCCGAAGUGCAAGCAUGCCAGCGAACCCUGGGCGGGCCGCCGUUGGAGCGUCGUAGGCUACGUGGCCCGGAGCUUUCCCUACGCGUCCAAGGUUUUCAAGCGUGUGCUCUCAAAGCUCGACUUCCCGGUCCCCACGGCUCCCGAAUGCCAGCAACCACCAACGAGAGAGCGUUUCGAGGAGACCGAGAAGGAGCGUCCAACGAGGACUCUGGAAGAGUGCGGCUGCAAUUUCGAUGAUGAUGACCACCGCACUGGCCACGAUGACUUCGUUCGCGAUGGAGUCGCUAUUCUUGAGGUUGGCGAUGUGACCGCCACCUGCUACGCGGCCGGGAUCUGCCCAGAGGGCGUGGGCGUUGCUGAUCCCCUCCUGUACACCGACCUGGACUAUGUCGACAAGCUCGUCGAGUGCAACUUCGGGCCGAUCGAAGUGAGCACGAUCAAGCACGAGCCCGGGGAACUUUGGCUACACGUCACGAGGGACUGGUUGGCCGCAGACAUCAAAGAAGAUGCCGAACAGGCAAUGGACCGACAACUCCGUGACGGUCGCAGCGUGGUCCUACAAAGGGGUGCCAGCGAUAUCGGCCUUUGGGAAGAUGCUACGUCCGGCUGGGAGGACGCCGGGUACGUGGUCGACUACGACAUCGACCACAACGGCAACGAGCCCUACGUGAUCUACGCCGCCGACGCCGUUGGAGGAGAGGACAAGGCCGCGCCGGACCGGGACGGAGCACGAAGCAUCCGUUUUCCACCGAGCGUGCCGAAGCACAUAGCCGCCAGCCUUCGACGACUACACCAGAACCUGGGACACCCAAGCACUACGGACUUCACCCGUCACCUACGUUUGGCAGGAGCAGGUCGAGACGUACUCAAAGCUGCACGCUCGCUGGAAUGCCAAACUUGUGCUCGAACGAAGGCUACAGCCAUCGCCAAGCCGGCGAAGAUCGGGAGUUGCCUGCGAUUCAACGAGGUGGUCGGUGUGGACCUCUUCUACGUUCACGAUGUGGAGGACAACCGGCACGAGCUGCUCUCGAUCGUCGACUACUCCUCGGCCUACCAAGUCGUGAUCCCCGUCGCCCGGAAGGACACGCCACACCUUGAGCGAGCGUUUUGCGAAGGAUGGGCCAAUAUAUUUGGGGCUCCGGAAGUUGUGACGGUGGACCUGGAGAACGGCCUGCAGAAGGCGCUCGCCAAAGUCGGCGAUUGGACCGGCAUGCGGAUUAAAUCUGCAGCCGGACAGGCCCAUUGGCAGGCCGGUUUUGUGGAGCGGCACGGUGGGAUCUGGAAAUCAAUGUUCAAUCGGGUGAACGAGGAGAAGUCCGUCGUCAAGGGCGAGAUCCACCUGGCCACGACGGCGGUGUCCAACGCGAAGAACAACCUCACCCGAUCCGGAGGCUACAGUCCACAGCAGCACGUGUUCGGGACGACGCCCAGGAUACCAGAAGAUCUACUAGAGGGACCACAUGCCCGUGGAGCCGACGACGGUCCCGUCAUCGACGAGAAGCACGCCCGGGAGGUCGCCAUCCGGACGAGCGCCCGCAUCGCCUACCACCACGUGCAGACCGACGAGAGGGUGAGGAGAGCGCUAGCCGGAAGGGCCCGAGUCCAGGUCCGCCGACCCGCGACAGGAGAGCAGGUCUACCACUUCCGGAAGACCAAGAAUGCUAAGCGCGGCAUGUGGGUUGGACCCGGCACCGUGAUCGGCGAGGAGGGCACUAACAUAUGGGUGUCAAAGGGCGGGCGAUGCGUACUGUGCGCAGAAGAACACGUGAGACUCGCGACACCGGAGGAGCUGGGCCAGGCGUUCAGCCUACGUGUUGCCCGGGAAGAUCUCGAACGGCUACUUGGAGGCGACCCAGAGGACGAGGAGAUGUACGGGGACGACGAGGGCGACGCCGCGGAGGACGGCGGAGCGGACCUACCGAGCGACCUCGACGAUAUCCUCGACGAGAUGAGCUGGCCCGACGAGGUCGCCUACGACAUGGAUGUUGAGGACGGCGAAGGCAGAGGAGUGAGGCGAGGUCUUGAGGGGCCACCCCCUCCUGUGUUUCGGCGGAAAAGACAGAAGGGCCCGCCAAGCUCACCGGGGGCGCCCUCAGCACCCCAAUCCGUCCACAUGCUCAAGAAGGCGAAGACCGAACGCUCUAAGGCGAAACAACUCGAGAAGGAGAUCCCGCGGUCCCAGAUUCCCGACGAGGUCCGGCCCCUGUUCAUCGAGGCAGAGCGCAAACAGUGGAACGAGCACCUAGAGCACAAGGCCCUGGAGAUCAUGGACGUCCAGAGCAGCUUGAGGACCCGAGCCGAGGUCCCGAAGGAGCGUAUACUACUGUCGAGGUACGCAUACCGCGACAAAGCCAUGGGCAAACGAAAAGCAUGCCCGGAGACACCAUGGCGCGCCAAGGCACGACUGGUUGUAGGAGGGCAUCUCGACCCAGACCUUGGCGGUGGCCUCACGACAGACAGCCCCACCAUCAACCGGUCUUCACUGAUCGUGCUGCUUCAGUUGGCGGCGUCUCUACGAUGGGAGCUGUCCGCCGGCGACAUCCAGGCGGCGUUCCUGAACGGCCUGGAGAUACAGCGGGAGUUGUUCAUGGAGCAACCACGAGGCGGGGUCGAGGGACUCGACCCAAGGCAACUACCACGGAUCCGGAAGGGGAUAUUCGGACUCGUCGAAUCGCCUCGGAUGUGGUACGAUCGCUUGGAUCAGGUGCUCACAGAGGAGAUCUUCGUCAUCGACGGCGUUCACCACCGACUACGUCCUUGCCCACUCGACCCGUGCGUGUACCUGCUGCAAGCCGAAGGCGAGCUCCGACCGCGGGCCUACAUCGGGAUCCACGUGGACGACCUGAUCAUCCUGGCACCCCGCGAAGUACGACUGGCACUGCAAGAGAAGAUCAGUGCCCUCUUCCCAGUCGACAGCUGGGAAAGCGAGGAGUUCGACUACAUCGGCUCGAGGAUCACCGUUAAGGACGGCACCGUGGUGGUGAACCAAGCGGCUUUCGUGGAGGGGCGACUCUUCACCAUAGAGGUCCCUAAGAACCAAGAGGGGGACCAGCCGGCCGCCGAGGAACAGAUGAUCGACAACAAGUCCCUAAUAGGAGCACUAUCAUGGUUGGCGAGCCAGUCCAGGCCCGACUUGUUAUGUCCGGUCGCUCUUGCACAGCAACUCCAGAGGGCGCCGACCACCGACGACGUCCGCUUCACCAACACCACUGCCCUCCGCGCGGAGGCCCAUAAGGACAAAGGCCUCACGCUGCACCCCAUCGACCUGAGCAGGGCAGUCAUCGUGGUUUACCACGAUGCCGCGUGGGCCAACGCCGAGCAUGAGGAGGCCGAACCUGGGUUCGAGCUCACUGCGGAGGAGAUCCAGAGUGGGAACAUCGGCGCAGGCCUCUACAGCGAUAAGAGACCUCGACUACCGAAGCGGGCGAGAUCGAAACUGGCGUCCCAGCUCGGUCACCUGGUGUGCUUCUGCGACCGCGACAUCGCCAACGGAGCACGGGUCCCCGUUGGGAUUCUGGAGUGGCGGAGCAACGCCUCGAAGAGGGUGUGCCGGAGCACAUUCGGCGCCGAGACAAUGUCGGCAGUGGAGGCGCUAGAGGCAGCACAGUACCUACGAGCCCUCAUGGCCACUUUGGUGAGCGGCCGCCUGGUGAAACACGAACAGGCUGCUGAGUUCUGCCCGAUCCUGGCGCCCGCCGACUGCAAGUCCCUUCACGACUUUCUCCACCGAGCCGGACAGCCGAGACUCCCCUCCGACCGUCGGUUAGCCAUCGACCUGGCAGCCUUACGUCAGGACCUACGUGCCGAAGUUCCAGCCGGAGUCUCACGACAGAAAGGAAUACCCUUCAGGUGGAUCCCCACCACUCUGCAGAUGGCCGACGUGCUCACCAAGCCCCGUCGGGGCGACGAGUGGUGGUCAAUGCUUGACGAGGGGAUACAGCUUCCUUUCGCUGACGGAACCUUGAACCUCCGAAAGAGAGGUGAGGAUUUUAAACCAGUGUAA